Cotesia glomerata is the source of this 1042-nucleotide messenger RNA. RefSeq lists its product as uncharacterized. The record is from RefSeq and is a predicted model, not a curated record. The coding region runs from base 65 to 1036 and encodes 323 amino acids. NCBI's taxonomy places the organism in Eukaryota, Metazoa, Arthropoda, Insecta, Hymenoptera, Braconidae. The transcript has 3 exons.
CCGUGGAUCAUCUUCAGUUUAGUAUAUUCGACUAAACCGUUGAACUAAAUUAAUUAGUCCAAUAAUGGUUUUCCUAAAAACUUUAAUUGUUCUCGCGAUCUUGGCUUCUGCUGUCAAAGCUGCUGAAGAAGAAAAAAUGAAUACAACGAAAAUAAUUGUCCACUGUUCAUCAAAAAACGUCAGCGUAAAAUACAUACCAGAAGCGAAUAUAGCUGGUAAAUUUUAUUUUAAAAACUCUACAGAUCCGGCGUGUCGAAAAGAAUUUUUAAAAGGAGCUGAAGAAACGUUAGAGGUGGAUUAUGAAACUUGUGUUCCGGACAGGAGUAAAAACUUUAGCAUUAUUGUCGAGUACGUUAAUGAAGCAAAUAAAACUAAAAAACUCCGUGGGUCUGGUAGUUGUCAUCUGCCACCUGUUCAGAAUCUUACAUUUUCAAAAGGCCUGACAGUCAAGGCAGCACCACCAGCCAAAAACGAUACAAGCGUUGAAGAAUCAGAUAUUGAAAUUGAGAUGAUUCCUAUUGAAGUGACGAGUGAAUCAGCCCUGAAAGGUGACUUGAAAUUACUCAACAGUGAAGACAUAGAAGUUGAAGAAGUUACUGCAGGAGACAAGAUAAAACUGGAAGUUGAAGUAUCAGGAUCUCCGGAAAUUUUGGAUCAGUACAAGAAGAUCUUCGUCGAAUCAUGUGUUAUUACUUCGACUAGCAAUGAAUCAGACAAAGUUGAAAUCAAUUACAGUUGCAAUUCAACUGAUCUCGAGAUCCCGCAAUGGACUGAGAAGGAUAAAAAGUUGACUUCUGAGUACACAGCUAAGCAGCUUGGUGAAGACAACAUUAUUACUAUUGACUGCUCAAUUACGGCUUGUAUUAAAGAAGAGGACUGUCCUAAGCCUGAGUGUCCAGAAAAAACUCCUGCUAGAAAAAUUCGUGAUGUACUUGGCCGCUUGCUUACUUAUAAUCUUGACAUGGAUGAUUCCAAAUUCGAAACAAUUAACGUCAACUCACCACCUUUAACCAUCUCUGGAAUGAAAGAAAAAUAAUUUCUU